Messenger RNA from Ipomoea nil (Japanese morning glory), 2162 nucleotides. RefSeq lists its product as uncharacterized. Lineage: Eukaryota; Viridiplantae; Streptophyta; Magnoliopsida; Solanales; Convolvulaceae. Gene Ontology annotation, molecular function: GTPase activity; GTP binding. Bases 627 to 1832 code for a protein of 401 amino acids. The record is from RefSeq and is a predicted model, not a curated record. The transcript is spliced from 9 exons.
CUCUGUUCUUCAAAGUCGUAGCCGGAGCCCGGAAGUGCUAACUCAACGACGCAGCUUCCUGACUGUCUCGCCCACACCGCCCAGCCAUAGCGAAGGUUUGGAUUCUCAAGAGUAGGUUUGGAUUCUCAAGAGUAGCCGUUUGCGCUGCACAUUGGUCCUCAACGGCUAAAAAUUGAGUUUUUUCAAUGCUUGUAUAGUUAUAUUGUCGAAUUUGUUGGCGACCGGGAACUGACCGUCGGGGUGGUGGAUGGAGUUGUUGAGUGGCAGAAUUUCAUUCUCUCUGCAAUUUCUCAGCUCACAAGGGUGCUGACUUUCUUGCAUUGGGGGUUGCUUUUACUGUCUUCAAUUAGAAGAGUCCUAAACCAGUAGCAAAUUGCAAGUCGCCACCGCCCCCAAGCCCCCAAGAGUCCACGGUAGCAGGCAGCAGCUCGGCACCCCGGUAUAGUCUCCAUCAGCUCCACUUGACAGUCCCACCGGCACUCGACACUCGCAAAUCGCAAGAAGAACAACAUAGAAGGCAGUAGCUGUCAGCUCCACUGCCUCCACGAGUCCACCGAUCCACGGCCUAUAAAACGAUAGCACCGGCCCUCAGUGAGUUGAUUUUCACUUUUUCAGUGAUAGAAGAAAUGGAUCAGCAAGCAGCAGCGAUGCCGGCGGAUAAUGAAUCGCUGGAGAAACGGCCUGGAGUGCUCAUCGUCGGAGCUCCCAACGUUGGCAAACGUACACUCCUCUCUCGACUACUUUCAAUAGAUUUGGACGACACCCCUGAUACAUCAUCCGGCUUACUUGCCUAUGGGUGGACAAUCAACACAAAGUACUACACAGCUGAUGUUUCUCUUUGGAUGACCAAUCUUCAUGAGAAGUUUUCAGUUGAAGCCCUCCCAAUAUCUGAUCAGCUGGCUGCAUUAGUGAUGGUUUUCGAUAUAAGUGAUUUAUCGUCUUUUCUUCGACUUAAAGAUUGGGUGUCUCACACUGAUAUCCAGAAGUUUGAUAUUUUGUUAUGCAUUGGCAACAAAGUGGAUCUUCUUCCUGGUCAUUCAGCUCAUGUUGAGUAUAGACGUCGUCUGCUGAAAUGUGCAGAAUCUUCAGGUAGUUCUUACACAGAAAUAUUAGACGCUGGUAUUGAUGAGACAGAAGGGAGUAGUCUAUUAGGUGAUGACGAAUCCUCAUGGGAGAUUAAGAAAGCAUGCUUGGAAUGGUGCAUUGAUCUCAACAUCGAAUACGUUGAAGCCUGUGCAUCAAAUGUUGACUUCGACAAGUGUUUAUCUGUCGAUGGAGAUUCACAGGGUGUUGAGCGACUCCAAGGGGCACUGUCAGCUUAUAUGUGGCCUGGAAUGGUACUUAAGUCUGGUGAUAAAAUAAAUGAACCUUCAUUGCCUCAAGAGCAAGAUGUGUCAGAUGAAGAAUCCGAAUACGAACUUGAAUAUGAAAUCCUAUCUGCUGGUUCAGCAGAGCCCUGGGAUGAUGCAGAUGGAGGCUGGAUAUCUGCAGAUGGUCCUGUUACAACAACAGGGACAGCAGAAUCAAGCAAACGGAAAGAGAAUGGUUCUGAAGGAGAGGUGGGGCCUUCAACAUUGGAAUCUCAGCUGCCGGGAGUGAUUGAAAAGGAAGAAAUACCAGGAAAAGAUGAAGCUGACAGAGUAUCCGAGGCUGAUAAGGGCACAACAUACAAUUUUGAGGAUUUGGAGCACUUAAUGGCUGAGAUUGGAAAUGUGCGUGAUAGCUUAAGAUUGAUGCCAGAUUUUCAAAGGAGGGAAAUGGCAGCCAAUCUGGCCAUGAAAAUGGCAGCCAUGUUUGGUGAUAGCAGUGGAGAUGAAGAAGGGUUAGAUUGAUACGAGAGGACUUUUGAAGUGUUCUGUACCGUUGAUGCCUGUUAGCAACCAAAAUCUAUUACAGAUGUUUAUCAACUAUUGAAAACAUGUUCACCUAUUUUGUACAAACAAAGUGAAACCUAUGACUCCUGCUAAUCUCCUCUUGUCCCAUGAAAGGUCUACGCAGGAUGAACAAAGGUACACCGUACACCUCUCCACUCAAGUGGGUUAGUUUAAUUACAUAAAACUUUUACAUGAAUAUUUUCUCUCUGGCUUUUUAUUUAAUCAAAACUCAUAUUCUAGCUCAACUCUCUUUUUUUAUCCUACAGGAAAGAUGUAUGAUUCUUCCCC